GGCACAAUCCGUUCACAGACGAAAUUUUGAUUCCAUGUUAGAUUGUGUGUAUCCUUCUCCAUGUAAGACUCUUAACUCUGUGUCCUUCCCAACAACCGUAAUUUUUAUUUUUAUGGUUUGCAUUUGAACAAUCCAACAGCCGAAGUUUAGUCAUUCGAUUAUCUCUUCCCGCGAAACCCUCCUUUCUCUCUGUACCUACGUAUGCUUCUAACUUCACUGUGACAAAAUGCAAAUCACUAAUGGCUUCUUCGAUAUUUGCAACCGAGAGACGGGCCUACGGCGACCCAGACGCUUUGCUCGUCAGUUCUCUGCUAACCAGAGCAUCUUAAAGCAAUUAGAUAUGUAUGGGGAAUUAAAGGGGCAUAACGAUUAUGUAAGCUCCAUAGAAUUCAACUCCAUUGGUGACCUCCUUGUGUCAGGGUCUUAUGAUAAACAAGUCAUAUUUUGGAACUGGGAAACUAAAACUAGAAGACUCUCUUAUGAUUCUGGACACUUGAAGAUGGUAUCUCAGACAAAGAUAAUGCCUGUCACGAAUGAUCGGAGAAUAGUAACCGCUUGUGCGGUUGGUCAGUUUGUUUGACGCGAAAAUCCGGUAGGGGUGCAAACUGUCUUUUUUGAGCGUGUGAUUGCGCAGGCGUGCCAGCACCGUGGGGUGCAGUCGUCGGGGUAGUCCCUUGACCU
Molecule: messenger RNA, 681 nt
Organism: Rosa chinensis
Lineage: Eukaryota; Viridiplantae; Streptophyta; Magnoliopsida; Rosales; Rosaceae
Product: WD and tetratricopeptide repeats protein 1-like
Exons: 3
Coding region: 227-580 (117 amino acids)
Cellular component (GO): cytoplasm; Cul4-RING E3 ubiquitin ligase complex
Molecular function (GO): protein binding
Source: RefSeq, a predicted model, not a curated record